CUCCACCUUUUUGCUCUAGUUAAAAUAACCUGUAACGGUGGCUCUCGGUGGUGCCGUCGCCCGCUGAGCUACUCAGGCACCUCUGCGUCACCAUCCAUUCUUUAAUCUCCGGCGAAUUUCAAUCUGUAGAUAGAAAUGGAACAAGAAGAAGAAAGAAAAGAAUUGCUCGACGAUUGCUGGGAGAUGAUCUUUGAUCGUCUCCAGUAUAAAAGUGACAAAGAAGCAAUCACUUUAGUCUGCAAGAGAUUCCUGUCAAUCACCAAUUCCUUACGAGUUAGCAUAAAGCUCUCAGAUUAUACACCAAUCUCAAUCCUUCCUAGGCUGCUGCAACGAUUUUCAAACCUUAAGAAGAUACAGUUCUGUAACUUCAGAGGAGACAUGAAUUAAGCUGUUGUUGCGAUUGCACGAUCCGGGUUGGACUUGGAAGAGUUGUUGGCUUUGUCUGAUAUUCACAUUCAACGAGUAAUUUGGUUAAAGGAGCUGGGUUCAGACAUAAUGAAUCUCGAUCUGGAAUCAUUCAAGCAACAAGCAGUUUGGUUAGAGGAGCUGGGUUCAAACAUGAGCAAUAUGAAAGUACUCAAGUUUAAUGGUGGACGGGGAGAUGCUGAUCUUAUCAGAGUAGCAGACUCAUUUCCUAAGCUCGAAGAAUUGUAUAUCGAGCAUGAAGGAGAAAGUAAUAUUGUUGUGACCGAUGAAGGGAUGGAUUAUAUGUCAUCCAAGCUCAAGAGAUUACGCAAGAUAGACCUUUCGAACAAAACACAUAUUUCAGAUAAGUCCCUUGUUUCUCUGUCAAAAAACUGUCCAUUACUCGAGCAAAUUGAAAUUAAUGAUUGUAAUUCUGUGACAGAAGAAGGAAUUUCAUUCCUUGUUAACAACAGCCAUCAUUUGAACAUGUUAUACAUAUGUAAAUAUUUUAAGAUUGAUUCAUUUGGAGUUAAAGGCUCUACUAAUCAUUUUCCAACAAACUUGCAAUCUCUAAAGCUCCAAAAUGUAGACAUAUCAGAUGAAUUUCUUGUUUCCAUAAUAGAAGCACGAAUUCAUCUUACCGACUUGGAUCUAACAGAUUGUGAAGGUUAUACAUUUACGGGGAUCUCAAGGCUCCUACUGCACACUUCUCAAACUCUGAAAUCUUUAGAGUUGGGGGGGUUCAGGGAAUUAGAAUUCCUCACAAAUGAGCACAUAGAGUACUUGUUGUCUUUUCUCCAAAACUUGACAUCAAUCACGCUCUUUAAUUGUUCCAAGCUAUCUGAUUCAGCUUUUGUUAUAAUCACACAAAAAUGCCCUCUUCUAUGCCAUUUUUCGAUGACUGGUUCAAGCCUGGGAAAAGAAGAAUACAAUUAUGAUGGCCUAAUGAAGAAAAAUCGUGCAAUAAAGUACUUGGACCUAUCAUCUCAUCAUGACUUUAGCCCUACAGUUCUGAAAAGGCUUCUUAACAUGUGUCCUGAAGUGGAGAAGCUCAAUCUAAGUCAUUGCUUAUUUCUAAGCCAUGAUAAACUGAAUGUUCCCGAUGUCCUACAAUGCAACAGGAAGCUUGUGAAACUUGAUUUAACAGGAUCCCAUCGUAUCAAGGAUGAUUUAACCGGAAAUGACAUGGAGUUGGAGGUGUCAGCGUUAGAGAAGUUGAUUGCAACAUUUUCAGGGAUAAACGAUAAAUUGCUUACCAAGUUGGGGAGUAUCUGCCCCAGGUUGAUUCACCUGGAUCUGGAGGAUUGCGAUAAAGUGACAGAAGAAGGGGUAAAGGAAGUGGUGAAAUUGUGUAAACGACUAAGAUACUUGAGCAUAAGUUGCUGUGAAAAAGUGAAUUUCAAUAUAAUACCAUGGAUAGUGACAAAUAGACCAUCCUUGAGAAAACUGGUGUCAUCAUCUCGUGAUUAUCCAGACGACGAAAACCAGAAACUCUUCCUGCAGCAAGGUUGUCUUGUCCUCAAGGAUCCAAACUACCUUUUUAAUUAUGAAGAUGAGUUUUCAUGUAAUCUGCCAUAGUUUGAAAUUGUAUUUUUAAUUAUAAGUACACUAGUCGAUUUUUAUUGCCAUUAACCGUGUCUGAAUGUUUAAUUUCCCCUUUCAUGAUCAUAAUCUAUA
Chenopodium quinoa (quinoa) is the source of this 2082-nucleotide messenger RNA. RefSeq names its product F-box/LRR-repeat protein 2-like. The transcript has 2 exons. The coding region runs from base 496 to 1983 and encodes 495 amino acids. NCBI's taxonomy places the organism in Eukaryota, Viridiplantae, Streptophyta, Magnoliopsida, Caryophyllales, Amaranthaceae. Gene Ontology annotation, biological process: SCF-dependent proteasomal ubiquitin-dependent protein catabolic process. The record is from RefSeq and is a predicted model, not a curated record. Gene Ontology annotation, cellular component: SCF ubiquitin ligase complex.